Molecule: messenger RNA, 354 nt
Organism: Lactuca virosa
Lineage: Eukaryota; Viridiplantae; Streptophyta; Magnoliopsida; Asterales; Asteraceae
Source: the annotation of a GenBank genome assembly
AUGGCCAGCCGACCAAGACGCAACCAACCCGGAAGUCGUCCCGACUUUCCAUGGUACACUUUUCCGCGAAAUGUUGGGCCCAAGGUUUAUACUAGAUGGAAUGCAAAGCUGGAUUGGCUUAAGCAACGAAAAGUUCAUGUGCCCGCAGUGGUAGAUUGGCAGUGGAUGAGUGAAACCGGAUUGAUGGAAGCAAUUGAACCAUAUCUUGAUAAAUCGUUUAAUGGAGUUCAUGGGCAAUUUUUUUUGUCUCGGGUGGAGGCGGAUAUUCCAAAUUCAAGAGAUCGUGUACAAAGAACUACUCAUCGAAUUUCUAGCCACGGUGUCUUUUGCAAGGAAGGAUGGCAUUUAUACUGA